Oikopleura dioica is the source of this 615-nucleotide messenger RNA. NCBI's taxonomy places the organism in Eukaryota, Metazoa, Chordata, Appendicularia, Copelata, Oikopleuridae. The record is from the annotation of a GenBank genome assembly.
AUGGUACAACUCAAGAUCGGAAUUAUCAUGGGCUCUGUCCGAGAGGGCCGCAUGAAUGCCCGAGUCGCUGAUUGGGUCGAAUCCGAGGCGAAAAAGAAGUUUGGAGAAUCGGCGUUGAUUGAGGUAAUCGACUUGGAAGAUUACAACUUGUCGGGGAUCAGACAACCCAUUCAUUUCAUGGCGGACUCGUCGCUCGCACCAGCGGAUCUCAAGAAAGCGGAAGCGAAAGUGAAAGAACUCGACUGCUUCAUCUUUGUGACGCCAGAAUACAACUUGAACAUUCCCCCCGCGUUGAAAAAGUUCAUCGAUCUUCUCCCUCCUCCAAUUUGGUGGUGGAAAUCUGCCGCCAUCAUCAGCUAUUCCAUGGGCCGUUUUGGCGGAAACAUCGUCCCGCACUCCCUCCGCCAGACUUUUUGCGAGAUCGGACUCAUUCCUGUCACCAAACCAAUGUCGAUUCCGUUUGUUCACGAAGAAAUCGACGAGAACGGAGCUCUAGUCGGACAGGGAGCUGAGGGCUUUCAAGCUGAAAUUGAAAAAACUCUUGAUGUUUUUGAAUUUUACGCGACUGCGAUCAAGGAGAAGAGAGAAAAUGGACCUGUUCCGAAGAAUAUGUAA